ACACUCAUCACUGCUGUGGGGCAGACAGUCUACACGGUGGCCUCUGUGCUGACUCUGCUCUUCGUCCUCAUGUACAUCUUCGCUAUCCUGGGAUUCUGCCUGUUUGGCCUUGUGGAGAGGGGCGACCUGAAUAACUGGGGGAACCUGGCUUCAGCUUUCUUCACGCUCUUCAGUCUGGCUACGGUUGAUGGCUGGACAAACUUGCAGGAGCAGCUGGACCAGAGGAAGUUUACUGUUAGCCGGGCCUUCACCAUCCUCUUUAUCCUGCUUGCUUCCUUCAUCUUCCUCAACAUGUUUGUAGGUGUGAUGAUCAUGCACACGGAGGACUCCAUCAAAAAGUUCCAGCGGGAGCUGAUGGUGGAAAGGCACGUGACACUUCUGGAGGAGAAGCAAUUGAUCCUGAGGCGCCAGCAGGAGGAGGUCAACAGGCUGAUAACCACCAAGAAAACCGGAGGCAAGAACUUCACGGAGCUGGUGGAGGAAUUCAAGAAGACCCUACGGCACACGGAUCCCAUGGUCCUGGAUGAUUUUGGUACUAGCCUCCCCUUCGUCAAUAUCUACUUGUCCACUCUGGACAACCAGGACAAUACUCUCAAGAAGCUUCAGGAGCUGUACUAUGAGAUCGUGAAUGUGCUGUGUCUGAUGCUUGAAGACCUGCCCCAGGAGAAGUCGUCCCACAGCUCGGAAUUACUGAUUUAGAGGUAGUGGGGCAUGUGUGACCUCAAAAGCG
This is a messenger RNA of Microtus oregoni (creeping vole), 730 nucleotides long. Its product is annotated as cation channel sperm-associated protein 3-like. The transcript has 5 exons. Gene Ontology annotation, cellular component: membrane. The annotation marks the transcript as partial. Gene Ontology annotation, biological process: monoatomic ion transport; transmembrane transport. Gene Ontology annotation, molecular function: monoatomic ion channel activity. NCBI's taxonomy places the organism in Eukaryota, Metazoa, Chordata, Mammalia, Rodentia, Cricetidae. The record is from RefSeq and is a predicted model, not a curated record.